GCCGAGUUGGCCAUAAAUCAAUGGGCCGCCUUAGCUGCCACACGAGCCACAAAAAGUGUUUGCAAGUGGAAAAUGAAUAUUUGGCCCAGAACGGAUCCAAAAUAAAAUAAUAAUCGGGCUUAAAGCCAGCUGCAUAAGGUCUUCCUCUGGCCGGAGGUUUUUUUUUUCUUUUUUUCUUUUUUCGGUCUGGUCUGGUCUGGUCUGGUAUAUAGGUAUGGUCUAUUCCCUGCCAGCUUCAGAUCACGAAUGCUCGCUCAACCUUGGCGCACAGUCAGGGAAGUCCGUCGAGGGUUGUCCCUGCACUGUCACAAAACAUGGAGAAUAUAUCUAUAAGAAGGAUUAUUUAUCUAUUUUUCAAAUUAAAGUCCUUAUCAUUAUGAAACUUGAAUAUCUUUCGGUAUUGAGUUUUAAACAGAAAUUAAAUUCUAGGGAAGCUAGUAAUUUUCUUUAAAAACCACAUUUUUCCUGAGUGUGGCAAUGGGGGAAGUGUUAAGCUCGCCACAGAAAGUGGAAAGAAGAGCCUGAUUAAUUAUGAAUUGAGUGUCUGAGCCGAGUUGCCUGCACUUGCACUUGUGUUUAUUUUUCUUUUACCAGUUUUUUUCCCUUUUUUUUUGUAUUUCACUUGUUGCACUUGCGGCACUUUUCAUAUUUUUACGCUUGCAGACUUCGCCUGCAGACUUCAUAUUGUUCAUACUAGAUAUAUGUAUAUACGUAUAUAUAUAUAUGUAUAUCAUCUGUGCGGAAAGAGGGCGGGGGCCUAAAAAAGGGCGGUACGGGGUCAGAGGCGGGCCUGCAAAAGGGGGAGGCAUUCGAGCAACAACUUUUGUCACGCCACUCAGUCGAGUCGAAAAAAAAGCGGUUCAGAGGGGGAUUGAAGUUUCCUUAUUAGACCCAUGAAAGUUUUAUAUUUUCAAAACUAUGAUAAGGAAUUAUAUAUUAAAAAGAAGUAGUAAAAAAUAAAUAGAAAUUCCCAUAAGAAUAUCCAUUAAAUAUCUUCUAUAUUUUAUGUAACACUUUCUAACCACAAAAUGUGCUCAAUUCUUCUAUAUAAAAAUCCAAAAAUAUUUCUUUUAAAACAUUUACCUAACCCUUGAUCCGCUCCUGUACUCUUUGGUGCACUUGCCACUUCACUUGCAACAUGCACUAAUGCUCAGCGGCACGUCCCAGUGUCUUUAUCAUAUAAACGGUGCGAUUUAAAUUAAUAAUUAAAGCGAACUUGUGGUUGUGGUCCCCUGGUCUUUCGUUUUGUGGUCUUGUGGGUCUCCGGUCUCUGGUCUCUGGUCUUUGGACUUGAGACUUGGAACUUGGCAAGCAUUGGGCCAUCUGCCCGUCGACGGCAGGUGGAUCGCAGGUGGAUGCGAGUGGAUUAAGCUGCCCACCCUUGAUGCCAUAAAUCAACGGGGACAUUGGGCUUGAUGCUCUGUGUUCAGCCAGAUGAGUCCGGCUUGGUUCAUCGCAUCCAACCGAAUCCAUUAUGGUACAGAGGCACUAUCCAAAAUUCACUAUAAAAUUAACUGAUUAUAAAAAUGGUAGGUAUAUAGAUAGUUUUUGACAUAAUGACAUUUUUAGCGAUGAACGCUAAAGGGAAGACUAUUUACAAAGACUUGUAAAAACUUGCGACCCAAUUUUGGUUUUCAAUUUGCAUAUUCUUCCUAUUUAUAUGUAAAUUUCGGAAAAUUAAAAACAAAAAAAACCUACGAAAAGGUUACCCAAAAAUACAGUCCAUAAGGAGUGAGAAGGAGCUGACUUAAUUUAGUCUCUACUACAUAGUUAAUAAGUAACUACUUUUCAGGAUGAUGAAUAUAUAUCUUUAUAAAUAUUUUAAAUAACCUUUUAAGCAGGCUUUCUCCCUUCUGUCAGACCCAAUCCAGCCUUUGAAAUGGGUCUAUAAGGAGUUGCUUAACAUAAAAUUUGCAGUUCAGUAUCAAAAAAAAAAAAAAUCAGUGGACAAAACUAUUUAAGGCAACUUGUUUGAAAGAAAAUUAGAGAUGCUGUAUAUGGAUGCAUUGUUCAAUAGUUUGUUGGUGGUAAGUUCCGGUUAUGCUAUGUACACCCUCCAUCCCCUGGAAACGCCCUACGGUUAUGGAACGGCGGCUUUGAGCCUGGUCCACGGAAUCUUGGGGGUGUUGCGGGCAGCGAAGAACGAUGAUGAUGAAUGCAAUCGUAUGAGAUUAAUAACAUCUGGUAUCAUGGAGAUAGUACCACUUCCACUCACCAAUAUCCAACUCUAUCUGCGAUCUAACAAUCCAAGUCUGGCCUUGGCCCAUGGCUGUUUUGUGGUGCCAUUAAUCUAUGAUUUAAUAGCCAAAAUGGGUGACAAUGAGGAUAUAUCUACGGAGACACUGAAAGAACUCACUCUUUUGGGAAAUGUGGUAUCUUUACUUUUUCUGGGCGUCAAUCAAUCGAAGUAUCUAUAUGGCGGCUUGGCAGCCGUUGCCUUUGCUGCCCGUUAUGGCUCCGUAAUUCUUGAUUACUAUAAGGAGGGAUUGGGCGCCGAUUUCAUUUUACUGGCUCAAUCCGUAUUCGUCGUCCUGAUGACCAUGACCCUUUCGGCCAAAUGAUGAUCAAGAAGUAGAUUGGAAUAACCUACCAGAAGAAAAACAUAACCAAAAAUAUCCAAGGCCAGCGGUUCGGUUCGUUGGCUUCCCAGCUCAAUAAACUUGCAAUUAAUGUUGGCAAAUUAAAAUGCAAAAAUAAACAUUAAUUGUUUUGUCACACUCCCAGCACGACGAAACAAAAAACUGCUUAA
Messenger RNA from Drosophila eugracilis, 2749 nucleotides. RefSeq lists its product as uncharacterized. NCBI's taxonomy places the organism in Eukaryota, Metazoa, Arthropoda, Insecta, Diptera, Drosophilidae. The record is from RefSeq and is a predicted model, not a curated record. The transcript has a single exon. The coding region runs from base 1989 to 2561 and encodes 190 amino acids.